GGCCAUGUUUCUAUCACCAAGAUGGAUGUGCAGUGUCUGAGCAAUUAUGAACUGCAAAGACAACUUAAGAAGCUUGGGUUCACACCUGGCCCAAUACUACCUUCCACCAGGAAAAUGUAUGAAAAAAAGUUAGUGCAGUUGUUGGCCUCGCCUCCCUGUGACCCACCUGUCAAGAGGAGACCCAGAAAGCCACGUAGACCUGAGGACAGUGAUGACAGUGAAGAUCCAGCAGUAAAUAUCAUUUUGAAAGGAAAUAUCAAAUUCUCAAAAGACAAAGACAAGGAAUGCAAAAACAGACCUGAGACUUUUACUAAUAAAAGAAGAAUCGUAGACGUCUACUGUCUGAGCCAGAAGCCCACAAAGAGAGUCAGGCAUACUGCAAGACCAAGUCCCAGGAACAAGCACCGGUGUGUCGCCAAAGAGGACUACAGCCUAGGGGACGAGGGGCCCUCGAGCAGCGUCCCGUGCCAGAACCCCGGGAGCAGCUUGCCGUGGAGGUUGAAGCUGGCCAUCCUUGGCAUUUUCAUCAUUGUGUUGUUUGUCUACAUAACUGUGGAAAAGAAGCCGCUCUUGGCUUAA
This is a messenger RNA of Acomys russatus (golden spiny mouse), 579 nucleotides long. RefSeq names its product LEM domain containing 1 (gene Lemd1). The record is from RefSeq and is a predicted model, not a curated record. Lineage: Eukaryota; Metazoa; Chordata; Mammalia; Rodentia; Muridae. The transcript has 5 exons. The coding region runs from base 22 to 579 and encodes 185 amino acids.